Beauveria bassiana ARSEF 2860 is the source of this 2520-nucleotide messenger RNA. RefSeq names its product fungal specific transcription factor. The coding region runs from base 1 to 2520 and encodes 839 amino acids. Gene Ontology annotation, biological process: regulation of DNA-templated transcription; DNA-templated transcription. Lineage: Eukaryota; Fungi; Ascomycota; Sordariomycetes; Hypocreales; Cordycipitaceae. Gene Ontology annotation, molecular function: DNA binding; DNA-binding transcription factor activity, RNA polymerase II-specific; zinc ion binding. The record is from RefSeq and is a predicted model, not a curated record. The transcript has 3 exons. Gene Ontology annotation, cellular component: nucleus.
AUGCACCACAGCGCGGAAUUUGCGGAACUAUCGCCUUCAGCCGCUAAGCAUAUGAGUCUAGACCAAGACAGCGACUUCCAGAGCGACGCCGACGAAGACGCCGGCCGUGGUCCAAAGAGGAAGCGGCCGCUUUCCGUUUCCCGUGUCGCGCCAAAGGCAGCAUAUGCCAGCUUCCUAUGCUCGCCGAGUCCUCCCCGCGCAGCACACACCCAUGGCUCAAAGGCAUACCCCAUCAGCCCGGAUCCUAACCUCAUCAUACCUAGGUGCGAGCUCUGUAAACAGAGAAAAGUAAAAUGUGAUCGCGGCCAGCCUUCAUGUGGCUGGUGUAGCCGCAAUGGAGCGACUUGUGAGUACAAGGAGCGUAAAAAGCCGGGCCUCAGAGCAGGAUACGGAAAAGAAUUGGAACAGCGACUAGACAACCUCGAAGCAACCUUGAUUUCUCAUUCCAGAAUCCUACAGAAUCUCGGCCACUCGUUGCCUAACGCAGGAGCCGGAGGAGCUCACAAUAGCUUCAAAAGCCUACCUAGUGAGCAAGGUAGUCCAGGCGAAUCUACGCAACAUUUCCGGCCACAGGACCAGAUACGGGCAUCACAAAGAGAAGGGAACUUCGUCAUGACGAAGCAAUCUUCAUUCACCCCCAGCUCCCAAAACGCCGAAUUUCCAGUCAAUUCGGCCCCUAUGAUGCACGACAGGUUUCAGCAACGGCCAGUGUCUACCAUCUCGACUGCAUCGCACCCGGAUUCUGCCGCUCCCGAAUACUACCAGCACUCUCGAGCAAACCCGCCUCAUCAUGCAGAGUCCCAAGGGGCAGACCAAGACCUGCCUCCGUACGAUCUCGUAUACUCGCUGGUAGACUUGUACUUUAAGAACGUUAACACUUGGUGUCCUAUUCUGCACAAGAAAACUACACUGGAUACCCUCUUCGGUCCAUCUGCCCUACAAGAGGCCGACCUUGUACUGCUUCACGCAAUCGUCGCAACCACAAUGCGAUAUUCUACCGACGUACGACUUACACUGGAGCGACGAAAGAGCUAUCACAAAACUUCCAAAGACAAAGUCCUCCUCUAUGGAAUGGAGAACUCGUCCGUUAAAUCGCUUCAAGCACUUGUUGUUCUGGCAUUGGACUUGUGUGGAAGCAGUAAUGGUCCCCCCGGUUGGAACAUUAUGGCACUCAUCACACGCUCUGUAGUUCAGCUCGGACUCGCUGUCGAGGCUACAUCCACCAUGGUCUCACCAAGCUUCACCUCUAUAUACACAUUGAGAGCCAUGGUCCUGCCUGAGCCCAAGGAUUUCAUCGAGGAAGAGUCUCGACGGCGCCUUUUCUGGAUGAUCUACCUUUUGGAUCGAUACGCCACAAUUGCGACCGCAUUCGAGUUUGCUCUAGAUGACAGGGAAAUUGACAGAAGCCUUCCUUGCCGUGACGAUCUUUGGAUGGCAAAUCGAAAAGUUGAAACCAAAUGGUUUACGAUGAGCAAUUCCCCUGAAGCUGCACCUCACCCUGAUUCGGGUGCCACAGAGCACCUGGGCGCGUUCUCAUAUUACAUCGAGGUUCUCGGAAUUCUCUCCAAAAUCCACCAAUUUCUAAAACAGCCCGUGAAUAUCGGAGUGGUCGAAGACGUUGAAAGAUGGCAACUUCGAUAUAAGGACCUGGACAGCAUGCUGACAUCUUGGAAGUAUGGUCUUCCAGGUGAAUAUAGCAACAUGGCCAGAAUAUUUCAACUAGGCAGUCGCAACUUGAGCUGUACAUGGUUGAUGCUUCACGCGACCUAUCAUACGGCGGUGAUCAGGCUCCAUUCAUCAGCCGCAUACCCGACAACGAGAUCACCCAUCUUCACACCGUCGUAUAGUGCAUCACAACGAUGCCUCAGCGCAGUGGAAAAUAUUGCUGCUCUAGCCGAGUUCGCGUACACGAAUGAAUACAUGCUAAAGUUGGGUCCACCAUUCGCAUUUACGGUCUGGGUAUCUGCGCGCUUACUUCUAGUGCAUGGAUCGACAGUUGAGCAUAAACUCUCGCCGCAGAUUGCGUUCUUUGUCGAUAUCCUGAGAGCCCUGGGUGCUUUCUGGCCAGUCGCUCAACGGUACUGCAACCUGCUGCAGAGAGUUUUGGAUGAGCAUCGAGACAGCGAGCAAAACGGCGACGGAAUCACCCCAAGCUCCGUGAAAAUUCUGGCAGACAUGAGACGUACCGCAUUCGACCUGGAUUUCCUCAUCUCUCGUCAACCACGGCACGGAACACACACGAUGAGUCGUGUACCUAGCGUCACGUCAGCCAGAACACCAGCACCCAUCGAGCUAGAGUACCUCGACGUGUUUGACUUUUUCAACGUUCCACGUCUCCCUCUUUUAGGCGACAGCCUGGCCAUCUCAAACGAGGCUGUGACGCAGCCAGAAAUGCAUCCUGCCAGCAACGUGAACUCGCAAUCCGGUAUAACUGCGGACUUCAACAUUACCAACUUCAUGAUGGAUGCGAAUAGUGACUGGUUCAAGCAGGAAGGCGGGAAGUUUCUGGGACAAGGAUGA